CUAUCCAUAUUACUGCUCACUCCACCCACCAAAUUCCGCACACAAUCUAAAGUUCACAAGGACUCUAGAUUAACACUCAUUUUCUCGUUUUCAAAAGAAACGAAAAAGAUUUUAAACCUGUAACAAAGUCUAUUCACCCCCCCUCUAGACUUUGUAUUUCACCACUUUGGGACCACCAAUUGGUAUCAGAGCAGUCUUCUCACUAUCUACGUUUAGAUUAACGAGAAGCGAUCAAAAUGGUGAACAAUAUGGAUCACGGGUUGCCCAAGUUUUCUCUUCUAGGUUAUGAUGAUUGGAAGAUCAUGAUGGAAGCACACCUCUACGCUCUACAUGAUUGCAUGUGGAUGGUGCUUGAGGAUGGACCCUUGAAAAUUCAAAUGGAGAAUCCUGAGAGGAAUCCAGCAACUCCAGACGUAGUCCAGUACAUUCCAAAGCCCAAGGAAAAAUGGGAUGAUAGAGAUUGCAAAAAGCACAAUCUGGAUAACGUCGCCAAAGCAGCCAUCUUCAAGACACUUGACCCCAUCACCUUCUCCAAAAUUAAGCACCUCAAGACUGCCAUGGAGAUAUGGCAAGGUCUUGGGAAGCUAUGUGAGGGUUCAGAGGACUUGAGAAAGCAGAAGAUAGAAGUCCUGCUUGAGAAGUUCAAAAGCUUCAAAAUGCUUCCCGGAGAAUCAUUUGAUAUGCUGGAUGAAAGAUUCCACAAAAUCUUGAAUGAUCUUGCAUCACUUAACCACGUUCUUUCUCCCAAAGAAAAGAAUGUAAGCUCUUCCACUCCUACUCUUCCGGAUGAGAUACCGGAAACCUGGACAAAGAAGGUCCAAGGGCUGAUUGAGUCAGCCCUAGCAUCUCAACAUGCCUCCUUUAGGCAAGAGAUAGAGCUAAUGGAAGCCAAACACACUGAGCUGAUAGAGAAAUCUGAAGAGAAACACAGCGCUGAUCUCAAGGAGAUAAGUAAAUCAAUAGAAAAGACUCUAGAGAUUAUCUCUCUAUUGAGUAAAACUGUGAGCAAUACGAUGGAAAUAUACACCUCUGACAGUCAACUGCAAUUCAAUGAAUUCAACAAAGUCAAGGAGCAAAUAGCAAAUGUCACAGUUGGUCUACAAAAACAGAUGUCCCUUCUCCAAAUGGACAUCAGAUCAGCCCUAGCAAUAGCUUCAGCAAAUCAGGAAGCAUACAAGCUGUUCAGACUUAUUGGUGCACAUUCUGGGAACCGCAAGAUGGAAGUGAUUCUCCAACAACACAGUCCAUCUCCAAUACCACAGCUCCCUAUUGCAGUCAAAGAAGGAGAAGUAUCUUAUAUUCCUUCUCAUCUGAACUUGACAAAUCUGAUCCUUGAAGCACAGCAAAGAAAUCCGGAAAACUCAGCACAGCAACUAUCCAGCUCAGGACUGGAUGGAACAGAAUUUAUAGGUGCAGUUGCUGACCACUUCUCAGAUGCUGCUCAAUCAGAGGAAAGGCGUGAAAAUUUAAGGCGCAUCAAAGAACUGUGUGGGAACAUGCAGGGCAUCAGUGAGGUUGCCGGAUCUUCAAAACGCAAAAGGAACUGAAGGUUCUUUUCAUCAAACCAGGGGGAAGGGGGAAUGUAUUUCAGGGGGAACUUAACUAGUUUUGGCUAACAAUUGUUUUUGGCAAUGAAUUAUUGAUAAGCUC
Cuscuta campestris is the source of this 1650-nucleotide messenger RNA. The record is from the annotation of a GenBank genome assembly. Lineage: Eukaryota; Viridiplantae; Streptophyta; Magnoliopsida; Solanales; Convolvulaceae.